GCCCAGAGGAAGUCAUUCAUGCGUCAAAAUGGCAGCGUUGGAUGCUAAAUCCAAAUGAACAAGAAAAUAAACGCUAUCUUAAUUGACGCUUACAUUAUUUUUCACUAUACUAUUUGAUAAUAGUUAAUACAUCCAGAGUUGUUCCGCUCCAUAUAACUCUAAAAUGGCUAGCCCGCUGCUGGAUUUCAGGACCCAUGUCGACCAGUCAUGCCGAUAUUCAGAAGAAUUUGUCAACAUUUAUUACGACUGCAUGGAUAAGAAAAGAAGGAACUUGACCCGGCUCUACCUGGACAAGGCGACCUUGGUGUGGAAUGGGAAUGCUGUGUCUGGAAACGAUGCUCUGGCGGAUUUCUUCGAUUCAUUGCCUUCAAGCGAGUUCCAAGUUCAAACACUGGAUUGUCAGCCAGUUCACGAACAAGCAACCCAGGGUCAGACUACACUGCUCGUGGUGACUGGUGGAACUGUCAAAUUUGAAGGGAACAAACAGCGUUUCUUUAACCAGAACUUUCUUUUGACAGCUCAGGCAACACCCAACAAUGACCAGCCUGUUUGGAAGAUUGCUAGUGACUGUUUCCGGUUUCAAGACUGGAGCAGCUGAGGCUCGCCCCAUCAAAACAAUCAACAUUAAUGUAGAUGCUUUUUGUUUAUAUCUCUUUUUGUAAUAAAAUGUCAUACACCACAAAAUAUGCAAAAAAAACGUUUAUUCUUGAACAAGGCAUGUGAUCAUAAUAAUGGAGUAAUAAAUACAAACAGGAUCACCAAACUGUGUAGAGACUGUCAGUGUCUGUGUCCAUAACAUAUUUUAAUGAUGCAAAUACAAUUACACGACAACACUUGGAAAAAUACAUAGAAAACAC
Messenger RNA from Trematomus bernacchii (emerald rockcod), 857 nucleotides. RefSeq names its product nuclear transport factor 2-like export factor 2 (gene nxt2). Gene Ontology annotation, biological process: protein import into nucleus. Gene Ontology annotation, cellular component: nuclear pore central transport channel. Lineage: Eukaryota; Metazoa; Chordata; Actinopteri; Perciformes; Nototheniidae. The coding region runs from base 164 to 598 and encodes 144 amino acids. The transcript has 4 exons. The record is from RefSeq and is a predicted model, not a curated record.